Messenger RNA from Amoebophrya sp. A25, 740 nucleotides. The record is from the annotation of a GenBank genome assembly. NCBI's taxonomy places the organism in Eukaryota, Dinophyceae, Syndiniales, Amoebophryaceae.
AUUUGACGAUCCAAGUGCAGGGCAUUCUGGACCACAACAUGGCGCGGAACCGGCCAACUGUUCUCGUUGCAAAUAGGUCACCAAAAGGAGGCCCGCGAUAUUUCAUGGUGUAUGGGACUGUUUGCAAGCUGCACAUAGUUCAGGCUGUAGAAUUAGCCUUCUUCGAGGAAACUCGAAUGGACAUUGUCUGGGACGACCUGGAGAACUUCAUGGAUGUAGAUGAGAACAGAGGGAGCGCGGGCGCACAAGCUAGAAACGGUGCUAAGUUUUUGCUUUGUAGCACCUUGUUUCUUGAUCAUGGCGUAGCGCUUUUUGAGUUUAUGACGUCUUGCCCAGUGGCUUCGUGACUUGAAUCUCUCAAAUCAUUUAAGGGCAUAAGCUUCUGUCUGUCGGACGAAAAAGAUAGCUGGCUACCUUCAUUAUUUACUUUUCCACUUCUUUCAGGUGCUGACGUGAAUGGGGCGAAGGCCCCGGACACUUUCCCGGCAGAUGUAAGGGAGAAGUGCAUGGUUGUGCCUCAAGGGAGAGAGCACUGGGUAGUUCCUUUUCCGAUGCGAAAUGCGGUAUCCGAGAAUGAGAGCAGGAUGAAGGCAUUCAUGUUGAAGAGCGACUCCAUCUGCACGAUCCAGGGCGAGGACAUGGGUGAGAUCUUUCUGCUGGAUAAUGCGAGGUUUGUACCUGGUCCAUCGAACAUCGUCACAAUAGGCCUCCCAGACACGGUCCAGCGCCCCUGCUUGUAU